Messenger RNA from Naegleria lovaniensis, 678 nucleotides. RefSeq lists its product as uncharacterized. NCBI's taxonomy places the organism in Eukaryota, Heterolobosea, Eutetramitea, Acrasida, Naegleriidae. The coding region runs from base 1 to 678 and encodes 225 amino acids. The transcript has a single exon. The record is from RefSeq and is a predicted model, not a curated record.
AUGCCAACUCAACCACUAACGAAAAAAUCUCUUUCCCGUCAUCAAAAACAUGAAACAACAUCGAGUGAUGAGGAUGAAGCACCGGAAAUGGUACAAAGUAGCAAGGCUAAACUGGCUGUUGCAGCACUUGCAGAACAAGAAUUGAGAAAACAAAGUGUUCGGGAUAAGAAAUUGAAAAAGUUAACGAAAAAAUCGGAAAAACGAAAACAUUCGGAAGAGCAAGAGGAUGUGGUAGAUGCGGAAGCAUUACAUGAUACUACAUCAUCAUCAACAAAAAAAAAGAAAUUAUUGGAUACCGCUGUUUUGGAUUUUCUAGUUCAACAAGAUGAAAAACAAGAAGCAGCUUUGGAGUCAUUAGCCUCUACAAAAACACCUCAAAUUCAAGCAACCUUAGAGACGGCAGCACCCAAGAAAUCACGUUCCAAGAGAUUUGUAGAUUUGAAAUUGGAGGCCACACUUGCAAAGGAGAAGGUCGAUCCAUUUACUGUGAAAACUGAGGUCGAUCCAGCCGUUUUGAAAUUUUUACAUUUAGAAUUCUACAAGAAGAAUCACAGGAAAGAUACUGCAAAAUUUGUCGAUGCAAAGAGAAGCACUGUUGUACCAGCCUCAGACUUUUUUGGAAAACAACGAUGGUUGACAGAGCAAGUGUUUCUCAAUCCCUAUGAUUUACAACAUUAA